AUAAUUGAUGACAGGUACCAAAAGAUUUGAAUUUCAUAUAACGCAUUUCUAGAAUAUAAAAAUCCAAUCUUAAAAAAAAAAAAAAAAAAAAAAAACCUCGCAUAUGUCAUUAUAGGGAGUAGGUAUACAUGCAUGAACAAAUGAAUGCAGCCAAUGAGAGAAUCAUUUCAAUCAGAGCAAAAAUGCAUUCUACAAAUGUUGCCUCGAAAUGAUUUAUAAAACUCUCUAAUUGGUUGAAGUUAAUAUCCAGUUGAUGUAAUUAGUUUCAUCAUACAUUUUUGCAUCACAAUGGAUCACCAAAAUGCUAGCAAACUCCCAGUCAUAAACCUUUCAAAAGAAAACUUGAAGCAUUCAACCUGCAAACAAGUCCGCAAUGCCCUUGAAGAAUACGGCUGCUUUAUCGCGGUGUAUGACAAAACUCCAUUAAUAUUCUUGGAGCUGCGAGACUCGAUUUUUUUUAUAGCUGAUCAACUGUUUCAACUCCCUUUAGAAACUAAAGCCAAAAAUACUUCAAAGACGCCGUUUUUCGGGUACUUGGGAGAUCUCCAAGGUGUUGUUCAACUUUAUGAAAGCUUGGGCAUUGAAGAUGCAACUAGUCUCCAACAGAUCAAAAGCUUUUGUGAGCUCAUGUGGCCUGAUAGAAAUGAAGAAUUUUGUGAGAUCAUUCAUCAAUAUGCAAAUCUACUAGCAGAAUUGGAGAAAAUGGUGGUUAGAAUGGUUUUUGAAGGCUAUGGGUUAAAGGAACUGUGUGAAUCUCACAUAAAUUCCACCACAUUCUUACUUCGAUUAAACUCUUAUAGAGUGCGACAACCAAAGGAGAAAAUCAUUGGUGCUACAGCUCAUACAGACAAGAGCUUCUUAACAAUCCUUGACCAAGACCAAGUCAAUGGUUUGGAGGUCAAAUUGAAGGACCAACAGUGGCAUGCCGUUGAUUUCCUGCCUUCAUCGUUCGUCGUCAUGGCUGGCGAAGCAUUGCGAGCAUGGAGCAACAACAGAAUACAAUCACCUGUUCACCAAGUCACAAUGAAUGGGAAGAAUAUUUCAAGAUUCUCAAUUGGCAUAUUUUCUUACCACAAUGGGAUAAUACACAUACCUACCGAAAUGAUUGACGAGGAACAGUUCCCUCGACGUUUCAAGUCGUUUGAUCAUCUUGGUUUUGUGGCUUUCUUUGCCAAUGAUUUCAAACUGGGAAGAAAUUCCAAUUGUAGCAUUGUUAGUUAUUGUGGUGUUUGAUUCCCCCUACCUAUAUGAUGACUCGGAAGCCUAAUUAUGACUUGGAGGUUCAUCUACGUGCUUUCCUUUCCAAUUCGUGGCUCGCCAAAAGAUAUUGAUUUUUUGGCCUUGUAUUAAUAUAUUGAUGAAAAAGUUUAUCAUUCUUCGGG
Messenger RNA from Oldenlandia corymbosa var. corymbosa, 1382 nucleotides. Lineage: Eukaryota; Viridiplantae; Streptophyta; Magnoliopsida; Gentianales; Rubiaceae. The record is from the annotation of a GenBank genome assembly.